Molecule: messenger RNA, 4089 nt
Organism: Coffea arabica (coffee)
Lineage: Eukaryota; Viridiplantae; Streptophyta; Magnoliopsida; Gentianales; Rubiaceae
Product: disease resistance protein RPM1-like
Biological process (GO): defense response to other organism
Molecular function (GO): ADP binding
Source: RefSeq, a predicted model, not a curated record
AAAAAGAAAAAAUGAACAAAUAAAGUGCAACAUCAUUUACCCGAAUAAUAAGCAUUGAAAUUAUCUAUACAUCUACUAUUCAGUUAAAAGAAACAAGGUAGGGGAAUACUUAAAGCUUACGUUAAAGUAACUAUACUAUUAUCGAGUCCAUAAUUCAUUAAUAGGUGCACAAGCACUGGGGUUCUGAAAUUUGAAGAUAAUAUUUACUACUAACUCUUUGGAUGCCUUUCUGCUUCUUGCCUACUCAGUAUAAUUUUGUAUUCUUAACUAGUUUCAGCUAGAUUUCACAAAAGAAUUCAUCAGUAACCUGAAUUGAGCUUAAGUCUUGAGUUGCUUUUUCUGUUCCACUCAGAAGAAAUUAAUAACUUUCCUCUGCAUCACGUAUUCCUGGAAAAAAAAAAAGAGGAGCAGAAAUUAGUUCCACAGAAGGAGGAGGUUAUAUAUGUCAGCAUAAGGUGCAAAAGACUUUGUAGUAGUAGUUUUAUUUCUUCGUCAACGAAAUCAACAAUGUCCAUUCCAGCCGCGUUUAAACUUUAUUCCGUCCCUUGCUAGAUAAUUCGGCAUCAUUGCUUUUGCACGACGCUGCGGUAGUCACUCCUUUAUCUUUAUCCGACCAAUGGACCCAUAGUUGAAAGAAGGUCCUAAAGGCUGAUCACCCCACCAUUUGCACAGUCUUCUUAAUAGCUUCCAUGAUUUUGUAUUCUAAUUUCUAAGCAGCUUCGUCUUUCAAACUCGCGUUGCUGCCUAUCUUCCUGUCUUCAAUUUCCAUCAUGUUUCUUGCUUUAGUUUUUCUAAUUGGUUAAUUCUUUCUUUUUCUUUUUGACACGGUUUUUCUUUUUGAUAAAUACUGCACCAUAUAGCAUCAAAGUUCAUCAGCUUAUGAAUCCAUAACCUACUCUUCCUUGUUCCUUUCAAGAUACAACAAGUGGACUAUCCUAUAAACCAGAAGCCGCCUUCCCCGCAUCUGAAGUUAAAGAGAAAGACUGAAAAUGGCAGAAGAAGUUCUCUCUUUUGUGCUGGAUCAACUCUCAACUUUUCUGCGCGAGGAGGGACGACUAUUGGGAGGGCUUUGGCAAGAGGUCCAAUUCAUCAGGGAUGAGUUGGGGCACAUGAGAGCUUUCCUGAGAGAGGCAGAAGCAAAAGAAGAAGACGCUCAACCCAGGCUCCAAGAAUGGAUCAAGCAAGUGCGAGAAGCUGCUUAUGACACUGAAGACAUUCUUGAUGAAUUUGUAGCUCGCUUUGCUCGGCAUCGCGCAACAGGAUUCUACGGCUCUGUUCGGAGAAUUUUCAGCUCCAUCAAGAAUUUGAGAGCUCGUCAUCGAGUUGCUAGUGAAAUACAAAUCAUCAAGUCAAGAAUCAAAAGUAUUUCCGAAGCUCAUCAAAGAUACCAAUCUGAGAGCUCGUCCAACUCACUUCCUCCUGUGAACAACACAACAUGGCGCUAUAGCAGAGAUGAUGCGCUGCUUGUGGAAGAAGCUAAAUUAGUUGGCAUUGACCAACCCAAGAACCAUCUAAUUUCUGAGCUCCUCGAAGGGGAUGAUCACCAACUGAAAGUUGUUUCAGUUGUCGGUAUGGGAGGACUUGGCAAAACUACCCUUGUGAAAAAAGUCCAUGAGGAUCCUGAAGUCAGAAGGCGUUUCCCAGUCCGUGCUUGGGUAACUGUCUCUGAAACAUGUGACUUUCAGUUCCUCCUGAAAGACUUGAUUCGGCAGUUACACAAGGAAGGGAACAAAGCAGUCACACAAUCGAUCGAGUCUUCGAAUACCACCGAGCUGAAAGAAAUUAUCAAAGAUUUUCUUCAACAAGCUGGAAGGUAUGCAAUUGUUUUUGACGAUGUAUGGGACGUGGAAUUUUGGAAUACCAUCAAAUUUGCACUGCCUGAGAGCUGCUGUGGCAACCGUGUCAUGCUAACAACUCGAAAAGCUGAUGUAGCCUCUGCCUCUUGCAGUGAAUCUGGGGGUCUUGUCUACAGAAUGGAGCCACUGUCUAUUGAGGAUUCGUGGACCCUGUUUUGCAACAAGAUCUUUAAUGGAGGUACUUGCCCUGGCCAUUUGAUGGAUGUUGCCAAAGGUAUAUUGGAAAAAUGUGAGGGCUUGCCCCUUGCAAUCAUUGCAAUCAGUGGGCUUUUGGCUUCGAAAGAUGUAAAUAGGAUGGACGAAUGGGAGAUGGUUCGACGCAGUCUUGGGGGUGAAUUAGAAGGCACGGGUAAGUUGGACAGAGUUAAAAAGAUACUCUCUCUCAGUUAUAGCGACCUGCCUUGGCAUCUCAAGAUAUGUCUGCUGUACACAAGCAUCUAUCCAGAGGAUUAUGAAAUAGAAUGCUCUGACCUAAUUAAUUUGUGGAUUGCUGAAAGGUUUGUAGAAUGGAGAGAAGGAAUGAGUAUUGAAGAUGUAGCCUGGGGUUGGCUUAGUGAACUCGUCAAUCGAAGCCUAAUUCAAGUGACUAAGGUGUAUUAUGAAGGAUUACCCGACUAUUGUCGAAUCCAUGACCUGUUGAGAGAAGUUAUUGUUCUCAAGUCAAGGGAACAAAACAUGGUCACAAUUACUACUGGACAACCAAUGAUGCGGCCGUCCGAGAAGGUACGCCGUCUGGUAGUCCAUACUAGUAGUAGUAACAACACCCAGGACCACCAACAAAGAAGAAGUUAUUGCUUUGACCACCUUCAGUCGUUCGUUACAUUUGGAUCCAUGAGCCCACUACUAUUCAAACUGUUGUUAUCUGAUGUUUUAAGGAGUAGUAAGCUGUUAAAGGUUUUGCAUUUGGGUGGUCAAGAGACCCAAGAGGAUAUACCAAAUGAGGUUUUCAAGAUGUUUCAUCUCAAGUAUCUGUACCUAGGGGGUACGAGAGUGGAGAGAGUUCCAAAAGCCAUUGGAAAGCUUCAACAUUUGGAAUUUCUGGAUUUGAGUAACACCAGAGUUAGGGAAUUACCCAUGGAAAUCCUAAAGUUGCAAAAACUUCGGGUUCUCAAAGUAUAUCAACGAGUUGAUUCUUUCGAUGAUGAUUAUGGAUUUCAUGGAUUUAAAGCUCCCUCGAAUAUGGGAGGGCUUCUUGCCCUAGAAGUAUUAGACUGCAUAGAUGCUAGUAGUGGAUCUACAGUAGUCAAGGAGAUAGGAAAGCUGACCCAAUUAAGAGAAUUAGGUAUUACAAAGUUAAGAAGAGAAGAUGGAAAGGAGCUCUGCUCCUCCCUUGCCAAGCUCACCAGUCUUCAUAGAUUAAGCAUUGAAUCAAUUGGAGAAGGUAACGAUGAUCAUGAGAUAAUCGAUCUAAAUCACCAUCCUUCUUCUUCUUCUUCUUCUUCUUUUCUUCAAUCUCUUCAUCUGCUGAUUUUGUGUGGCCGCUUAGAAAAGAUGCCACAAUGGGUAGCUCAUCUUCACGGCUUGGUAAGAAUAGAUUUGAAUUGGAGCAGGUUAAGGGGUGAUGAGGAUCCGCUUGAAUCCCUCCGACAUUUGCCCAAUUUGGGUAAAAUUAAUUUCUGUGGAUCUUACCAGGGAGAAGGGUUGUGUUUCCAGGCUGGAGGGUUCCUCAAUCUGAAGAAGUUGCACCUAAAGAGAAUGGAAGGGUUGAGAUGGAUGAGAGUGGAGGAGGGUGCAUUGCCUCGUCUCCAUCAACUCAUUUUGGAUCAACUUCCAUUACUAGAGGAGCUACCUUUGGGUAUUCAGCACUUGAGCCAUCUUCAAGGGCUGUAUUUGUAUGAGAUGAGUUCUGAAAUGAUAGAAAAGGUAGAGAAUCAGAAGGAAGAAAGUGAAGAUUACACAAGAAUCGCACACAUUCCUGAAAUUGUCAUUGGUUGCUAUACAGAAGAUGGGGAAUGGAGACAGCGCCAGCUAUGGGGGAAGAAGAAGAAGAAAACAUAAAUCAUUCCCCUUUCUCUGGUUUGCACCCUCUCUGCUGUGGACAACACUGCUCUUGUUUUUUAUUUUUUAUUAGUAAAUUUUUUCCCCUUCGACAUCUUCUGUGUCUUACCUCCUUAUUUAUUGUAUGUAUUGUGUAUAAUGCUUGAUGUUGUUAAUGUACUGUAUAGUAUUACUCUUUAUCUUUUUGUGUCUUAAUCUUUAUUUAAAUUUUGGUCAGAGAUAAUAUGUAAACCUA